GAUGUGGUGUCUUCAGUUGAUCUUCCUAUCUGCUUUCUUCUUGGUUUCCAUGACAUCAGAAUCACAUGAUGCAAUGGAAGGUGAUGCUUUAGUUAUAAAAUGUCCCCCACUGACAUAUGUGAGAGUCACCUGGUAUCACACAGAGACUAACAAAAUAAUUCCUGCAGAAGAAAAGGGAUCACGAAUAUUUUCCUUGGAAAGAUUCCUUUGGUUUCUUCCAACUUCUAGAGAAGAUUCUGGAAACUACACUUGUAUUACACAUUAUUCAAAUAAUGUCACAAAGAAGUUCCACAUAAGUGUGCAGGUACAUCCAGAGAAGCAAGCAAUAUGUUUCCCAAGUGACAUACGUUAUCCAAAUGAAACUGGAAAAGGAAGAAUUGUUUGUCCUACGUUUGGCAAUUAUAAGAAUGCUACUAUUGUCCAGUGGUAUAAGGAUUGCAAACCUCUACAAGGAGAGAGAUACUUUGAAAAAGAUCAAUAUCUUUUUAUUAAUAGUCCAACAAAAGAGGAUGAUGGAUAUUAUACUUGUCAAUUUGCCUAUACGCACAAUGGGAAUGUUUUUAAUAUAUCAGCAACAAGAAUUUUCAUAAGUAAUGUAAAAUACUCAUCACUUUCACCUCAAAUUUUAUUUCCAAAAGAAAAUGAUGUAGUAGAAGUGGAUAUUGGUGCCACUUUGUCUCUGAAAUGUCAGGCCCGCCUUGGGAUUAAGAAACCACCUAUAGAUAUUGUCACAUGGGAUGUGAAUGAUAUUCCAGUAGAAAAACUAGGUUUUUCAAGAUUUCGUGAAGAAACUUUUCGUUUUGAAGGGCAUAAUAAGGAAUAUUAUAGAGAGACCACUUUAUUUAUUAGUGAAAUAAAAAAGGAAGAUCUUCAGGCAAAUUUCAGAUGUGUGGCAGUGAAUCAAAUGGGACACACAAAAGCCACGGUGACAUUACAACUGAAGGCUCAAUGGAAUUAUCCCAGUGUCCUCAUGAUCAUAGGAUUUCUAGUUCUGUUAAUAAUAAUAUCAGUCUCUGUGGUACUUUAUCAGUCUUUCCGAGUUGAUAUUGUACUAUUGUAUCGGAAGAUAUUUCAACCCUACCCAGUCAAGGAUGAUGGGAAGAUAUAUGAUGCGUAUGUUAUCUACCCCAAAAGCCACACCAGUGAAGCUAACUUUGUGGAAAAUUUUGUUUACCAAAUUCUACCAGAUGUUCUAGAAAAUGAAUGUGGAUAUAAAUUAUGCAUUUAUGGGAGAGAUAUAUGCCCUGGAGAAGAUAUAGCCAGUGCAAUUGAAAAGAGGAUACAGAAGAGCAGACGGCUGAUCAUCAUUCUAACACUCCAGUCGAUUCACUGUGAAGAUCUUGCUUAUGACCAGCAUAUUGCUUUUUACAAUGCCCUCAUUCAAAAUGAUACAAAGGUGAUCCUUCUGGAAAUGGAGGCAAUUGGGAACUAUGAGCAGCUUCAGGAAUCUCUUAGGUAUAUCAUUAAGCAACAAGGUACCAUCAAAUGGAAAGAGAUGCCAACAGGACACCCACAGUCAUCCAAUUCAAAGUUCUGGAAACAUGUGAGGUACCGUAUGCCCCUGGCACACAAGACUUCAUGCUCAGCUAAUGCUAAGUGAAUAGUGAGU
Molecule: messenger RNA, 1609 nt
Organism: Tinamus guttatus (white-throated tinamou)
Lineage: Eukaryota; Metazoa; Chordata; Aves; Tinamiformes; Tinamidae
Gene: IL33R
Product: interleukin 33 receptor
Biological process (GO): signal transduction
Molecular function (GO): interleukin-1 receptor activity; interleukin-33 binding
Source: RefSeq, a predicted model, not a curated record